GACGAAGCUGGACGACCAGAAGAGAGAGGCGUAGAGGACGCUCGGACAGGUGGAAAAUGGCAAUCGCAGAGCCAGCGCGAGUGUACAACGUUUCGGGAGGAGGCAGGGGGAAUGGAGAGUCGUCCUCGUCGCUGUCUACGUCGCUUCCCGACCUGCUUCGCCGGCAUGGACGGUCGAACAAGCGCAAGUCGCGCAAUGCGCAGAAGAUCGAUGAGCAACUCGAUCGCAUCGAGCUCCUGCAAGACUUUGAAUUCCCUGAGGCGAGCAACGUCAUUAAGAGCACCAGAGAUGGUCAGCACAUUGUUGCGACGGGCACCUACAAGCCGCAGAUGAGGGUGUGGGAGUGCGAGCAGCUCAGCCUCAAGUUCGAGAGGCAUUCGGAUGCUGAGACAACCGACUUUGUCCUCCUCUCCGACGACUGGACCAAGUCGCUGCACCUCCAGAAUGAUCGCACGCUCGAGCUUCAUGGCCAGGGCGGGCACCAUGCAAGACUCAGGAUACCAAAGUUUGGUCGAGCGCUCGGCUACCAUUUUGGCACAGCCAACGCAUUGGUGGGUGCUGCAGGAAACGAGGUAUUCCGAUUGAAUCUAGACCAAGGGCGAUUUAUGGCCCCGCUCGAGCUGGGACCCGAAGUGCGAGGGGUAAAUGCGGUCGACGUCAAUCCAGCUCACGGGCUCCUGUCAUUCGGUGCCGAGGGGGGUGGCGAGAGCGGUGUCGAGAUCUGGGAUAUUCGGAGUCGGAAUCGAGCAGGUACGCUCAAUGUGGCAACGAGGGAUGUCGUCGAUGCCGCCAUCCUGUCUUCGCGGAGAAAGUUGCCAGGAGUCUACCGGGAAGGAGAAGACGACGAAGCGGCUCUUGCCGACGCCGUGUCUUCGCUCAGCGUCACUGCGCUGAGCACCUCGUCAGACGGCUUGAACCUCGCCGCGGGCACGAGCACGGGGCAUGUGCUGCUGUAUGAUCUUCGCAUGACAAAGCCCUAUGCGACCAAGGACCAAGGAUUCGGCUUACCCAUCAAGAGUCUCAGCUGGCCUAGCGAUGUCAAUUCCGGUAGGCAGUCGCGGCCAGCCACGGAGAAGCGCGUGCUCUCAGCCGACGAAAAGGUCAUCAAGGUCUGGUCAUCGCAGGAGCCGUCCGACAACAUCGUCACCAUCACGCCCAGCGCGGCGACGGGCAACCUCAACUGCGUUCAUCAACUGCCUGGGACCGGCCUGGUGCUGGCAGCCAACGAGGCGACAAGGUGUGCUGCCUGGUACGUGCCCGAACUGGGCGUGGCACCAAAGUGGUGCAGCUUCCUCGACAUUCUCACCGACGAAGCCGACGGCGAGACAACGUCGACGAGCAAGAAGGGGACCUACGAAGACUUCAAGUUCGUCGACCAGUCCGAGCUCGAGAGGCUGGGGCUCACCCAUCUCAUUGGGUCGCCCGUGCUGCGACCGUAUAUGCACGGCUUCUUCAUGUCGCUCAAGCUCUACGACAAGGCGAGACUUGUCAGCAACCCGACGGCCUACGCAGACGCACGGGAACGGGCGAUCAAGGCCAAGAUGGAUCAGCUGGCCGAGAGCCGUAUCAGAGAGUCGCCAAAGGAGCUGGCGAGAAGACGCAGAAACGAGAAGGAGCUCGAGACGAUUCGGGUCAACCGCGACCUCGCGGCCAAGCUCCGAAAGGAGGCAGACAGGGAGGAACGGCUGGCAGAGAAAAAGGCAGCGCGCGCGGCAGCGGCCGCCAAGCAGAGCCAGGCAGAAGAAGACGACGACGAAGAAGCGUCGGAGGAAGAGUCUGGAGAGGAAGACGCCAGACCAGAGCCAAGUGCGGGUGGAAAGUCCAAUCUGCUGCAAGAUUCUCGAUUCUCGGAGCUGUUUACCAAUCCCCAGUUCGAGGUCGACGAGACCAGCAGAGAGUUUGCCAUGGUCAACCCGCGAGCGGCAGCGGCGCAAAAGAAGAAGAGGGAGCGAGAUCUGGAGAGCAACGUCGCUGCACCCAGAAAGCUCACGGCCGUCGAGGAAGAAGAGGCGGAGAGCGACCGUGUGUCGCUGGACCCGGAUCAGGAAGACGACGAAGAGAGCGAAUCGGACAAUUCGGGUCGCGACGACGAUGCCAUCUACCAGCGGAACCGCGCGAAUGUCAGGGAUCAGCGGCUCAACUUCAGCCGGACCACCAAGGGCGCUGCAAGGGGUGUGAGGCCCGUUGAUGAGGAAGGUGACGAUGGCGACGGCGACGACGCUCAAGAUGAUGGUGACGAGCACCGUGUGUCAUACAAGCGACCAGGAAGUCUGAAGGGCAAGAAGACCUUUGGUCAACGUAUGCGCGAUGGUCCAAAGUCUGCCACGACUUCUGACGCCGAAGCUGCCUUUGAGCCAUCGUCUAGGUCAUUCACCUUCACGCCGUCUUCAACCAGCAGCGCCAAGGGGUCAGCAAGCCGAGACAAGGGCAAGAAGAAGGGCGAAGAGACCUUUGGUGCCGGCCUGUCAAAGGGAGCUGGAAGCGAGCAGGGCGUGGGCGUCGAAGGCCUCGAGCACAACCAGCGCUUCGGAAGAGACAAGCGGCGGAAAGUGGGGAGGAGCGCGAGCAAGAAUGUCAUGCGGGAGCGCCAGUAAAGGCAGCUGUAGCUUGCGGUGCCCUCUUUUUGCUUCUGUAUUGUAUCGCUGCCUUCUGGGAAUAUCAGAAUCAAGAUAAUUGCGCA
Acaromyces ingoldii is the source of this 2680-nucleotide messenger RNA. RefSeq lists its product as hypothetical. The record is from RefSeq and is a predicted model, not a curated record. Gene Ontology annotation, molecular function: protein binding. NCBI's taxonomy places the organism in Eukaryota, Fungi, Basidiomycota, Exobasidiomycetes, Exobasidiales, Cryptobasidiaceae. The coding region runs from base 57 to 2594 and encodes 845 amino acids. Gene Ontology annotation, biological process: maturation of SSU-rRNA from tricistronic rRNA transcript (SSU-rRNA, 5.8S rRNA, LSU-rRNA). Gene Ontology annotation, cellular component: nucleolus; 90S preribosome; nucleus. The transcript has a single exon.